AUGAAUUUUUCUGGUUCUACAGAUGAUAAUAACUAUUUUAGUUCUGACUUAGGAGGUACAAAUAGUACCUAUUCGCCUUAUAAUGAGGAGGAGAAUACCGAUGAUGAGGAACCACAAAGAAAGAGGCGGCGUUACAACGUUAUUCGUGACAGUGAUGAUAGUAAUAACAGUGAUGAUAGUGAUGACAGUGAUGAUAGUAUUAUUCAAGAUGCUUACCAGCCAAUAACUAUCGUAUCAACUCAGUCUGCUGCGGAAAAUGAAAGACAGUCAUCAGUACAAAGAAUUGAUUCAAAUGACAACGAAUAUGAUGGCGAAUUAGAUAUAGUCAGCGAACGUGAUUUAGCAGAAGAAGAAGGUCAACAGAUUCUUAACUUAUUAACUACUGAAGAGCAAGGUCAAGAUAAUUCAAAUGCGUCAUCUUCUGAAGUGCCAACGCUAACUGACCGCCAUCAAACGGAAUACAGCAACUUUCAUCCACAUCAUGAUGAUGAAAGUGGUGAUAGUGAUGUAAUUUCAGUAGGAGAUGUGGUUGAAAUUCUAGAUGAUGAUCCAGAGGAAUCCUCUAUCUUUAGUGGAACGAAUGUACCAAAUGCCAACGGCUCCAACGCUACCUCAAGCAGAACACAGCUAGCCGCCCACAAACCAGCUAUCUCACGUCCCUGCACUGAAUAUAAGUGUCCCAUCUGCCUGGAACCUCCAGAAACCUCAGUGGUAACGCCCUGUGGUCACGUGUUCUGUGCAGGCUGUGCAUUUCAGAUGUUGAACCAAUCCAGGGCCAGAACUAGGCAUGGCCAUUGUGCACUAUGUAGAAAUAACGUCAACCUCCAGAGUUUGCGACUUAUGGUAUUACGCAAGAUACCACGUAAGAUCCAGCAUACAUAG
This is a messenger RNA of Henningerozyma blattae CBS 6284, 882 nucleotides long. RefSeq names its product SUMO-targeted ubiquitin ligase complex subunit SLX8 (gene SLX8). Lineage: Eukaryota; Fungi; Ascomycota; Saccharomycetes; Saccharomycetales; Saccharomycetaceae. The coding region runs from base 1 to 882 and encodes 293 amino acids. The record is from RefSeq and is a predicted model, not a curated record. The transcript has a single exon.